This is a messenger RNA of Thermothielavioides terrestris NRRL 8126, 945 nucleotides long. RefSeq lists its product as uncharacterized. The coding region runs from base 177 to 707 and encodes 176 amino acids. Gene Ontology annotation, molecular function: phospholipid binding; peptidase inhibitor activity. The transcript has 2 exons. The record is from RefSeq and is a predicted model, not a curated record. NCBI's taxonomy places the organism in Eukaryota, Fungi, Ascomycota, Sordariomycetes, Sordariales, Chaetomiaceae. Gene Ontology annotation, biological process: regulation of proteolysis; regulation of Ras protein signal transduction.
CGAAGGUCCGCCAACACCGAAGACGACGGCGAAACUCAGUUAAGGGAUCCGAGCCCUCAGGAAAAUCCUCGAUUUCCUCAGUAAGGAUAUCCACGCCGGGUUCAAACUCAAUCCGAACGUCAACCCUUUCACCCUCUCUGUCGAGACCUGAACGCCUUGAAAAGCGUGGAAUCAGCAUGCCCUCCAGCAAGAGGGUCGAGCAGGCCCUUGCGGCCCUAGAGAAAGACAAGUCUAAGGCGCUGGGCUUGGCGCUCCCGAAGCACGCAAGCAUCGAGCCGGGCCAAUUUGUGCCCCGAGCAGACGCGCGAUCCGCUCCUGAACUGUUCUUCCCGGCCGGCUCGGCCGAGAAGACGUACAUGGUCAUCUGCCUGGACCUGGACGCGCCCUUUGUCUCCUUUCCGGUUCUGGGACCCAUCAACCAUUGGUGCCAGUCGGGACUCCGGAUCUCAUCCGCGGGAGGCAACGGCAAGCUGGAAACGACUGAUCCGUUUGUCGUCAACUACAUUGGACCGGGUCCGCCGCCUGGCGCGGCCCCGCACCGCUAUGUGUUCCUGCUCUACGAGCAGCCGGCCAACUUUGACGUCAAGAAGCACGCGCCGGGUAAACAUGUGGGAGCGGGCGGGCGGAUGCGCUUCGAUCUGGAAAGCUGGGAGGCGAAAAUUGGGCUGGGCGAGGUGGUGGCCGCAAAUUACUUCAAGUCCAACUGAGGUGCACGAAGGAUGGGUACGAGCGGUGGAUCAGGUAUAUACCCGGGGUAAUCGUUGGCGUUUCUUUUGAGUAGUUGAUCACUUCAAUAUCCCCAGCUGCCAAGUUGUUCAAGCAGGAUUCCCUCCUUAACGAUGCACUGGGAAGUGCUUUGCGAGUUUUCCUCAGCAGCCAUCACUUACCUAUAGCCAAGCUAAAGCUCAAUGUCGCUGGAGAUGCUGCCGUCUCAGAUGAUGCACC